This is a messenger RNA of Cotesia congregata, 2733 nucleotides long. NCBI's taxonomy places the organism in Eukaryota, Metazoa, Arthropoda, Insecta, Hymenoptera, Braconidae. The record is from the annotation of a GenBank genome assembly.
AUGUUCCAGAUGGAAACUGAAGUAAGAUCACUAAAGCAGGAGCUGACAAGCACAAAAGAUGCUUUAAAAUCAGCAACGAAGCGUUGCCGAGAGCUGGUCCGGGAAUUGGAUUCUCUGCACGUGUGCCACGAAUCUGAGCGUAAUUUACGUGACCAGCAACUAUCAAAAAUUCUGCGAGCGCUGUUAAUCUUGGAGUCACGUCUGCGGCAAGAGCAAAAAUCGAUCCGGCAGCAGUUAUGCGAAAAGGACACCGUGAUAAGGAAUCAGCAGAUAGAAAUAGCGCGAUUGCGGAGGUACACGAAAAACUACUUAAAAAACAAACGAGAGCUGGACUCUUACAUAAACUCCGAGGACGUUACCAUUAGCAAAACCACCGAGGCCACAGAUAACAUUCUGUCAUCGCUCAAUGACAGCAAUGUCGGCAAAGAGAUUCAGCAGCUGAAGCGCGAAAUAAUAAUAAAGCUAAACUGCGAAGAUCAGAUUCUAAAGAACAAAGAGUUUGGUGUUAAAAAGACGGAUAGCUUCGCCGGGAGUGACGUAUCCAAAGAAAGUGUUACCAGUGAAAACACCGACGCUUCUAUUGUUACAACAACCACCGAGGGAAGUCCGUCUCUAUUGAGCACCGAAGGAUUUUGCGAAGGUGAAAGUUCCGAUCUUUCGCCUGGUUCUACUUUAAAUAAAUCAUCCCGGCGGAUUAUCUCUGAAAGUGAUACCCAAGUCACGAGGAGCCUUCGUGAAAACGGGUUCAGUUUCAAGGAUAGUAAUAGUAAUCGCCACCAAGAUGACGAUGAUGAUGAUGAUGAUGAUGAUGAUGAUGAAGAUGAUGAUCAAGUCAUUUCACAGAGACGGCUUGGUAUUAUCAGAUCAGAGCCUCUGGAAAUUUACGACAAUGAAGUCACUAAAAUAUCACGGAGCGACAGCAAGGAUGACGGAAUGGAUUGUAAUUUUGCUUCUGAUGAAGACGAUGAGCCGAUCUAUGUCAAUGCUUGCGCGGGAAAUGAUAAUAAAGGCUUAAGUUUUAGGGAAGACAGGGGAGUUGCUAAAAGUGAUGAUAAUAGGUUAAAUAAUAAUAUUAGUAAUAGUAGUAAUAAUAAUAUUAAUAAUAAUAAUGAAGAAAAAAUAGAAGAAGAAAAAUCCAUGGAAGACACCAGCGGAAAUUGGUACAGCGACCCGGAUGAAGAUAGAAUAACUGAAGAAGUAAUCCAGAAUAACUCUUACAGACCUAACAGCAAUCACAACUCAGUCCUGGAGUGCGUGAACCAGAUCCUGCUGAGGGACAGAGAGGAAGAGGAAAACGUCCGGUCGAUCCCGAGGACUUUCAAGCAUAAAGGAAGAAUUGUAAGGUUCCAGCCGGCGAGAUUGUCGGAUAUUGAAUCCGUCGGCUCGGAAAUGGAGAGGAAAAAUUCUGAAGAGGCUAUUAUGGACAAGGAAAGCGAGGUUGGAGCGGAGGAUGAGUAUGGGAUGAGGAUUAUCAGUCCGAAUAUUAUGAGGAUUGGCUCGGAAGGGAAUGAGGAAGAGCUGGAUACCACGGGGGCUAUUCCAAUUGCUAUAAUUGAACCGCAGGUUGAUUUAGACGCGCAGAGUGUUAUUUCUUCGGUGUCUUCAGCGUCUCCUGAAUUGUCUGUCAAGUCUAAGUCUUCGAACAGGUCUAGUAGUCCUAUUUUGAGGCUGGAGAGGAUUGAGGAGAAGACUUGUUUGUCUAUGUCCUCCAAGGGGCUGACUAUUGCCAAGAAUUUGGACUAUGAGGACAUUGAGUCGCUUCCGGAGAUUAUUUCGCCGCUGCCGAAGACUCCGCCGGCGUUGCCGCCGAAGCCGCAAUUCAGGAAUAAUACUUUGGUGCUGAAGAAAAUUCCUAGUCCGUCGUUUCUGAUUGACGAGACGAGGAAGAAACACUCGGUGCUGAGUGCUCCGGGAUAUGUUAAGAAGAUUUUUGGAAUUUCUACGCCUUCUAAGUCUUUGUCUUCGUCAUCUAAAAGCUUGCUGUUUGACAAUGAUCAUUUGAAUAAGUCGCUGACCAGGUCGCCGGGCUUGAAUUUUAUUAAUAAUAAUAGUUUUAAAGAGGGUAUAUUCAGGUCGCCGAAGAAGGACAAGCAGAAGGAGCUUUAUAGGGAAAGUCAGAAAAUUCCCCGGGUUCCUAACAUGGUCAGACACUUUGAGGAGUUUAAAAUCGGCAGUGAUAUUGAUUCGCGCUGUAAAAAGUCUAAGGAUAGAGUUUCGCAGUUUGAGAUUGAAGAAAUGGACAUCAGGCAGAAUUUUGAAGAGUUUAAUUUGGAUGAGUGUGACCUGUCUGAUGACCCGGAUCGUCCUGAAGGCGAUGGGUCAGAUCGGCUGGGUAAUUUAGGCAUCAGCAAGCACCAGGACGAUGAUAUUUAUUGUGUUGUUGAUAAUAAUAAUUCAAGCUCCAGCGCAAAUACCAACUCUAAUUCGAAUGGCAUUUAUGACCACUUCUUAGAAGCUACAGGACUCAGUAAUAAGUCUAUUUUAACUCCAUCACGACUGCUAAGCAAUCACAAGAGUGUGCUCAAACCCAAGGACAUCAAGUACAAGAAUAAAAUAAAGGCUGUUAGCGAAAAGCAAAUUGUCAAUCCACUGCCAGCGGCUGGAAUUAAUAAUAAUCAUCAUCAUAGUAAUAAUAAUAAUAAUAAUAAUAACAAUAAUAAUAAUAAUAAUAAUAAUAAUAGUCAUAUACAUAGUCAUACACUCAAUAGACACUGGACUGGGCCAUUCGUAUGA